Debaryomyces tyrocola is the source of this 1728-nucleotide messenger RNA. Lineage: Eukaryota; Fungi; Ascomycota; Pichiomycetes; Serinales; Debaryomycetaceae. The record is from the annotation of a GenBank genome assembly.
AUGGAAGUGGCAUAUAUCGAGGAUGUAAACCAUGUUAGUAAAACAAACGCAAUUGAUUUAGGAAAGAAAGGUUCAGACGAACCAUUGGAAGUGGAGCUGAACGAGUACUUGACCAAAUUCUUAGAUAUUUCCGAGAAUUCUAAAGAUACAGAUAAAAAGGAAAAAGAUAUGUCGUUGAAAGAAGGUUUGAAAACAUUUCCUAAAGCUGUUACGUGGUCUGUUAUAUUAAGCUCUACUUUAAUAAUGGAAGGGUACGAUAAAAACCUUAUUAAUUCACUUUAUACAGUUCCGGCAUUUGCUGAGAAAUACGGUGAUUGGUUUGAAGAUAGCUCACAAUAUCAAAUACCUGCAAAGUGGCAGAUUGCUCUAAGUAUGGGUGCUUAUGCUGGCGAAAUUAUAGGUUUAUUUAUUGCUGGGAUUAUUGCUGACAGAAUCGGUUACAGAAAAACACUUAUGGGGGGGUUGGCUCUCGUAACAGGCUUAAUUUUUAUCGUCUUUUUUGCGACAAAUAGGGGAAUGUUAUUAGGAGCACAAAUUCUUUUGGGGAUUCCAUGGGGAGCAUUUCAAACUUUAUCAGUUACUUACGCUUCCGAAGUAUGUCCCUUAGCUCUUAGGCUCUAUCUUACAACAUAUGCUAAUUGUUGCUGGGUAAUCGGUCAAUUAAUUUCAGCAGGAGUUCUUCGGGGGUUUGUUUCCAACAAUUCAGAAUUAGCCUACCGUAUUCCCUUUGCUAUUCAAUGGGUAUGGCCAAUUCCCAUUAUCAUAGGUAUAUUUUUUGCACCAGAAUCCCCAUGGUGGCUCAUAAGAAAGGAAAAAUAUAUUGAAGCUAAGAAUUCUAUCAGAAGAUUACUUAGUAUUAAUAAAAAUUUACUAAAUAAAGAAGCCAUGGCUGAGGCUAUGUUAAAUAAGAUGAAAAUGACUUUAAGACAAGAGUCUGAUAUUGCUAUAGGGUCAUAUCUGGAUUGCUUCAAGGGAACAGAUCUUCGUAGGACUAUGAUCGCAUCAGUAACAUGGUUGGUACAAAGUUGUACUGGUUCAGCUUUAAUUGGAUACUCGUCUUAUUUUUAUCGUCAAGCUGGUCUUGCUGCUAGUAUGUCAUUUACAUUUACUAUAAUCCAAUAUUGCUUAGGAAUUGCGGGUACGCUCACAGUUUGGCUUAUUUCUCAACGUGCAGGAAGAUUCACCAUAUAUUUCUACGGUUUAUCAACAAUGUUUGGUCUUUUGUUUGUGGUCGGAUGUCUUGGUAUUUCAAAUACAGAAGAAACAGCUUAUGCAGCAGGAUCAUUCUUAUUAAUUUACACUUUCGUUUAUAACACUUGUGUCGGUUCAAUGUGCUAUUGUAUUGUCACUGAAAUACCUUCAAUUAGACUUCGGGCUAAAACAGUAGUGAUUGCUAGAAAUGUCUACAACGUGUCCAGCAUUUUGGUUUCUGUUAUUACUCCUUAUAUGUUAAAUCCUACAGAAUGGAACUGGAAAGCGAAAACAGGAUUUUUCUGGAGUGGUUUUGCUUUACUUAGCGCUAUUUGGUGCUGGUUCGAGUUACCCGAAACUGAAGGUCGAACAUUUGCAGAAUUAGAUCAACUAUUCCACGAGAAAACAAAUGCGCGAAAUUUCAAAAAGAAAGAGGUUGAAGUAUUUAAUGCAGAACGUCUUUUUUCUAAAUUUGGUAAGGAAGGAAUAAAAACUUUUAUUGAUCAAAGGAAUACCAACCUUUCAGAUAAGGCUUAA